AUGUCGGUCAAGAGGAGGAGAGACUCUCCGGACAGAUACGCGGACGAAGACCUUGAGGACUCGCCGGACGAGGGCACGACAUCGCCCCCCACGAAGACAAAGGCGAAGGCGGCUGCCCCCGCUGCCAGCAGCAGCAAGAAGAAGAAAGAAGAGCCUUCCACAUCCACUGAAGCCAAGGCCAACGAGUGGGAGAUCGGUUCCAAGAGGAGAGUGACAGUGUCCAAGUUCCGGAAUCAGCUUAAGAUCGAUAUCCGGGAGUACUACGAGAAGGAUGGUGAGCUGCUACCUGGGCGGAAGGGCAUCUCGCUCAACGAGCAACAGUGGCAGAACCUGAAGGACAUCAUCAGCGAGGUGGAUGCCGCGCUUGGCAAGUGA
Acanthamoeba castellanii str. Neff is the source of this 375-nucleotide messenger RNA. RefSeq names its product RNA polymerase II transcriptional coactivator, putative. The coding region runs from base 1 to 375 and encodes 124 amino acids. Gene Ontology annotation, biological process: positive regulation of transcription initiation by RNA polymerase II. Gene Ontology annotation, molecular function: DNA binding; transcription coactivator activity. The transcript is spliced from 5 exons. NCBI's taxonomy places the organism in Eukaryota, Discosea, Longamoebia, Acanthamoebidae. The record is from RefSeq and is a predicted model, not a curated record.